Molecule: messenger RNA, 658 nt
Organism: Vanrija pseudolonga
Lineage: Eukaryota; Fungi; Basidiomycota; Tremellomycetes; Trichosporonales; Trichosporonaceae
Gene: DTD1
Product: D-aminoacyl-tRNA deacylase 1
Exons: 6
Coding region: 23-658 (211 amino acids)
Biological process (GO): tRNA metabolic process
Cellular component (GO): cytoplasm
Molecular function (GO): D-tyrosyl-tRNA(Tyr) deacylase activity
Source: RefSeq, a predicted model, not a curated record
AUCCACCACCACAGCAGUAGCCAUGCGCGCCGUCGUUCAACGCGUCCUCAACGCCAGUGUAACAGUCGAUGGCAAGGUCAUCAGCGCGAUCGACAAGGGCCUGAUGGUGCUGGUCGGCGUCGAGCGGAACGACACACCAGCCGACGCGUCGUGGAUCAUCAAGAAGAUCCUGGCCGCCAAGCUGUGGGACGAUGCGACGACUGGCGCGUGGCGCAAGAACGUGGCGGAUAUCGAGGGCGAGGUGUUGUGUGUGUCGCAGUUCACCCUGUUUGCAAAUUUCAAGGGCGCGCGGCCAGACUUCCACGAGUCGAUGUCGACCAUCCCAGGAAAGGCAGCGUACCACGCCUUCCUCGACGAGAUCCGGCAGACGUACCGCGCAGACAGGAUCAAGGACGGCGAGUUCGGCGCCAUGAUGCAGGUUGCGCUGGUCAACGACGGCCCCGUGACCGUCAUGUUCGACUCGCGCGACCGCGCCCCGAAGAGCAGGGGCACGUCGGGCGCCAGCACGCCCACCGCCAGCCCCGAGGAGCUCGCCAAGGCCAAGCUUGCUGCGCGGGCGGAGAAGAAGGCCGAGUGGGAGCGGCGGAAGGCGGCGGGCGAUGUGCCGCCUGGGUUGAGGGGGAAGGGCGAGAGCGUGGGGGAGGGCAAGGCGGAAUGA